Molecule: messenger RNA, 2684 nt
Organism: Poeciliopsis prolifica (blackstripe livebearer)
Lineage: Eukaryota; Metazoa; Chordata; Actinopteri; Cyprinodontiformes; Poeciliidae
Product: oocyte zinc finger protein XlCOF6.1-like
Exons: 2
Coding region: 33-1148 (371 amino acids)
Biological process (GO): regulation of transcription by RNA polymerase II
Molecular function (GO): RNA polymerase II cis-regulatory region sequence-specific DNA binding; DNA-binding transcription factor activity
Source: RefSeq, a predicted model, not a curated record
UGCUUCGUGUUUGAGCUGAUAUUUCAGUCACCAUGUGUUCAGUUCAGCAGCUGAGGGAUUUUAUCAGAGAGAGACUAACUGCUGCUGCGGAGGAAAUCUUCACUCAGGUCGAAAAAACCAUCAUUAGCUACGAGGAGGAGAUUAAAGUUCUGGAAACCUGCAGGAAUGAAGCUCAGAUAAAAACAACCGAUCCGGACCGAGAUGAACCAGAACCUCUGCAGAUUCAACAGGAGGAACCAGAACUCCCACUGAUUGAAGUGGGCCUGGAAGAACUUGGACCAACCGAACGAGACCAGAAGGAACCGGUACCUGGAGGAACCACAGGAGAGAUGACACAACCAGAACCAGCGCAGAUUAAAGAUGAACUUACAGAACCACAGCGGCUGGCCGACCCGGUGUCCAACAGCCAGGAGGGACAGCGGCUGGAACUGAAGGAGGAGACGUCUGUGGACCUGCUGGGUUACCAGCAAACUGAAGCAGAACCAACCGCUGAGCAGCUUUGUUAUGGUUCUGAACCUCAGACCCAAAGCUCAGAAGGAAACGUCUCCACUGUGUCCCAGAGUUUGUCUCUUAGAAACUGUGAAAAAGUCUUUAACUCCAGAAACAAUCUGGAUCAGCAUCGCAGAACUCACACAGGCGAGCGGCCAUUUUCCUGUCCAACAUGUGGGAAGAGUUUGUCCAAAAGCAGCAAAUUGAAGGUCCACAUGAGAUCCCACACAGGAGAGAGGCCUUUCAUCUGCAGCAUCUGCGGCAAAGCUUUGAGUUCAAACAGACAUCUGACCGAUCACAUGGUCACCCACUCCAGCCGGAGGCCCUUCGGUUGCUCAGUGUGUGGAAAAACGUUUUGUCAUGAGAGUUCCUUCCAGUACCACAUGAAAGGCCACAACGGAGACAAGCCGCAUUCUUGUGACACGUGUGGAAAAAGGUUUAUUCUCAGUUCCAGUCUGCUGAGGCACAUGAGAACCCACACAGGAGAGAGGCCUUUCUGCUGCGCCACAUGUGGGAAACGGUUCGCUCAGAGCAGCAACCUGGGUGUUCACAGGAGGAUCCACACGGGAGAGAAGCCGUACUCCUGCCCAACGUGUGCAGAGAGUUUCUGUCGUAGAGCAGGUCUGCUCAGGCACAUGCAGACCCACAAGACCGGCUGAAAACCCAACAACAUUUCUCCUAAAGUGGAUUUAUUUCACAGUCAAUCGACAGCUUUUGGUUCCUGCUGCUCAAAGUCACAUUACAAAUCACCAAACUCUGGAAGAGGUUCUCCCAUUUAUCCUGCACAACUGUAAAAACAAGAUUUUAGUCUCAGAAGAGGAAAUAUUUCAGAUUUGGGUUCGUUUGAGAUUUGAACCAACAGGGGAAACAAACUGAUCCGUUUAAAGCAGAGCAAACUGACCAGGUGUGAAUACACCUUUAAGGUUUUAAAGACAACAGGUGACGCAAUAUAAGAAUCAUUAACUAGAGUCUGUUUUCUGCCGCACUGUUCAGUGCAUAUCUCACCCUGGCUUAAUUAAAUAUCAUAUUGACAGCAGUCAGAGUGGGCCAUGCUUACUGAGCACCAGCAGCUCCUGCUGGUCCAGAGGUCAGAACUGCUGUCAGCAGGAACUCAAGGAUGUAGGGCAGCAGCCAGACAAACAGCUGGCAGACAGCUGGCAAACAGCUGGCAGACAGCUGGCAAACAGCUGGCAAACAGCUGGCAGACAGCUGGCAAACAGCUGGCAGACAGCUGGCAAACAGCUGGCAAACAGCUGGCAAACAGCUGGCAGAUCCUUACAUAAAACUCUGGAGUUUAAAAUAAGGAAGAUAUUGGGUCACAUUCAGAAGGACAGGAGCUGAUCUCUGAUCUUCCUGCAGUUUGUGUUUAAAUCUGUCAGAGGUUAAAUGAACACUGAAAUAUUAUUUCUGACUCGGUUCUUAACUCCAGCUGUUGGUCCUGAUGAGAAAUCAGCUGAUUGGAAACACAAACCGCUGCUUGUUUCAAAUAAUAAUAUUUAGAAUAGAAAUGCAGAGCAGGAUGUUCCUCAUCACUGGUUCCUCCCUCCUUAUGUUUCAUAUCCAGAAAUAAAACAUUCGUAAACAGCCUUUAGUUUCUGCAGUUGAAUCAUUAAUUCUGAGGAUGAAUAAUAAUCUGUUAUAAUCAGAAAACUCCUUUUCACACCCAUUUUCCUUUAGUUUGGCUCAAAUAAAACAGAUUAUGACCUUUGAUCAAAUAUGGCUCAGUGACCUGCUGCUGGCAGAUACAUCAUAUAAUAAAGGUAUGAAAGGGUGAAAUGAUCUCCUUCCACUCAGCAGGUGGAUCUGAUCUGCAACAAAUAGAAAGAUACAGAAAACACCUUCAGCCCUCUGUAAAGUAAGGUGGAGGUUCUGUAGUGCUGUGGGCCUGUUCCUCUGCCUGGUUAGAUUCAUUUAUUGUGAUCUCUGCAGUAUAACUACAACACGGAUCUGAAAACUGCUUCUGGAUGCUAUGAAUGACUGAUAUAUUUAAUAUCUUUCCUACUUGAAUAAAUGAAAAUGUAUUUUGCUAAAUGAUCAGGUGAUCAUGUUGGUGGCUUCCAGCCUCUUGGUUGGAGAUCUGAUGAUUUUUGUAUCCAACAAUUGUUGCAUCAACAUUGAUUUGUUUUGACAUUAAUUGCUGUUUUUUACUUGACAUUUUGCUUUAAUAAUCUCAUAAAUGUUCCACUGAAUCCUCA